This is a messenger RNA of Achroia grisella, 1033 nucleotides long. It is a transcript of the gene EMC8-9, whose product is annotated as ER membrane protein complex subunit 8/9 homolog. Bases 232 to 888 code for a protein of 218 amino acids. NCBI's taxonomy places the organism in Eukaryota, Metazoa, Arthropoda, Insecta, Lepidoptera, Pyralidae. Gene Ontology annotation, cellular component: EMC complex. The record is from RefSeq and is a predicted model, not a curated record. The transcript is spliced from 4 exons.
UGUAUAUUUAAUUUAAUUCUAUAUUUCAUGUUCCAAUUUAUUUAUCGUUUAAUUGUAAUCAUAUUAUAAAUUAAUUAUUAUUUAGUAACACUGUGGUAUAAACGGUAAAAAAAAUCCAGUCUUGUAAGCCACGCGCUGAACACAUAAUUAUCUACAUAUACGGUUACUUAGCAUAUAUGCUAAUAUACUGAAUUGCUAAUAAAUUGUAUUUGUGGUUUAAAUUAAAUUAAAAUGGGUGAAGUUUCACUAGAAACAUCUGCUUAUGCUAAAAUAAUUUUACAUGCGGCUAAGUACCCAUAUGCUGCCGUAAACGGAGUUCUACUUGCCGACGGCACGAAGAUCAGGGAUGGUGCUAAAAAUCAAGAUUUAGAUAUUGUGGACACCAUUCCACUUUUUCAUCACAGCCAUAAUUUGUCUCCUAUGGCUGAGAUCGCAUUAACUCAGAUUGAAACUAUAGCUCAAUCAGAUAACCGAAUUAUUGCUGGGUACUACGCAGCAUGCGAGAACUUCCGAGACAACACUGUUGACAAGUGUCCCGGCCAGAAGAUAGCUGAAAAGAUUGCUGAGCAUUUCCCAUCUGCUGUGUUCAUUGUGGUGAAUAAUAAAAAGACUGUACAACAUGCUGACUCUCCUGCAAUCAACUUGUACAAGUAUAAUGAAGGCAAGUGGAAGCUGAGGGAUGUUAAUAAAGUGCUGUUCCAUACACCAUACGCAUUUGUUACCGUAUCGCAUUUACUCGAACGUGGUGUUCAAAAAGAUCUAGUGGAUUUUGAUAACUAUUUAGAUGACCUGUCACAAGACUGGACCAAUCUCGGUAUAGAGAAGUUAAUUGCGAGCAUAAAUGCCCCAAACACCAUUGAUUGUAAGGAUAAGGAUUAUGAAGGAUAAUGUAAAAUAUUUGUUUAUAGAAUAAUAUUAAAUAAAUAAUGUAUAGCAGUUACUAUAUUAUAUUGAGACAAAGAAAUAUAAUUUUAAAAUAAGUAUAUGAAUUUAUAGUUUUACCACCAAUAAAUAUUUUUGGUAGUAAACCAUA